AUGGCUUCUUUACUGAAUCAGCAAGAGAGUUAUUACCAAGAUCCUGUGUCCCAGCCUUACUACAAUCAACAGAUUCCUAAUCCGGUUGUCAAUCAUAUGGAUGGCCGUUCUCCCUACUAUCAUGAAAAUGGGACCUCUCCUGGUUAUUCUGGCUCGACAGAACCAGUGUCAAAUGGAUACUAUUCCCAAGAUUCAAUUGGGCCAGACACAACAGCCAACACAUCUAUAGGGCCAAACUCAAAUAUAGUGCAGCCUGUAGGACCAAUUCCUGGUGCUGUUGGCCAGGUUCAUAUUCCUCCGGCGCCAGUUGAGGCUCCUGCAGAGCAGCCGUUCUAUGUCAAUGCUAAGCAAUAUCAUCGUAUCUUAAAGCGCCGAAUUGCCCGUGCUCGCUUAGAAGAAACUUUGAAAAUAGCACGUACCCGAAGACCUUAUCUCCAUGAAUCCAGACACAAGCACGCAAUGAGGCGUCCUCGUGGUCAGGGAGGACGUUUUUUAACGGCAGCCGAAUUGGCAGAGAAAGAACGCUUGGAGAAGCUCAAGGAAUCCGAGGGUGCGCUCGAUCAAGGACCCAAUGGUGAAGGCAUAAAUGGGUUGCCGCAUGAAACCAAUGAAGGUGGUUUGGAGCUGCAAAGUACCCACGCGCAGGACUCGAGUGCAGAAACGAGCUGA
This is a messenger RNA of Australozyma saopauloensis, 669 nucleotides long. It is a transcript of the gene HAP2, whose product is annotated as Hap2p. Gene Ontology annotation, cellular component: CCAAT-binding factor complex. Gene Ontology annotation, molecular function: DNA-binding transcription factor activity, RNA polymerase II-specific. Gene Ontology annotation, biological process: regulation of transcription by RNA polymerase II. The transcript has a single exon. The record is from RefSeq and is a predicted model, not a curated record. The coding region runs from base 1 to 669 and encodes 222 amino acids. Lineage: Eukaryota; Fungi; Ascomycota; Pichiomycetes; Serinales; Metschnikowiaceae.